This is a messenger RNA of Jatropha curcas, 935 nucleotides long. RefSeq names its product dehydration-responsive element-binding protein 1E. Lineage: Eukaryota; Viridiplantae; Streptophyta; Magnoliopsida; Malpighiales; Euphorbiaceae. The record is from RefSeq and is a predicted model, not a curated record. Gene Ontology annotation, molecular function: DNA binding; DNA-binding transcription factor activity. Gene Ontology annotation, biological process: regulation of DNA-templated transcription.
AUGUACACAUUUUUAGAACAGCACUAACCCACAAAACCAGUAUCAGGAUUUCGUUUCAGACACUUAAAAGCACUAAGUGAAGCAAACCCACUUUCUAGCUUUUCUCUUUUCAUUUCACUUCAGUUUAUUUUUCAAAAAUCAAACUAAUAUCAUGAGUUGCCAAUCAUCUGAUAACAAUACGCAAGAAUCGUCAUCUUCUCUAUCUGAUUCUUGCAGUAGUACUACUAAUAAAACUAGAGAAGCUCACUCAGAUGAAGAAGUGUUGUUAGCUACUAGUCUUCCAAAAAGGAAAGCUGGAAGAAGAGUAUUCAAAGAGACUCGCCAUCCAGUUUACAGAGGUGUAAGGAAGAGAAAUGGGAAUAAAUGGGUUUGUGAGUUAAGAGAACCGAACAAGAAAACAAGAAUAUGGCUUGGGACUUACCCUACACCAGAAAUGGCAGCUAGGGCACAUGAUGUUGCUGCAUUGGCUUUUAGAGGCAAGUCUGCUUGUCUUAACUUUGCUGAUUCAGCUUGGAGAUUGCCUGUGCCAGCUUCCAGAGACGCAAAGGAGAUUAGAAGGGCAGCUUCUCAAGCUGCUGAGAUGUUUCGGCGUGAAGAAUCUGAUGAUGUGCAGAUUACAAGGCGAGAUGAUAGUUUUGUAGAUUCAACUGAUUCAGAGUGUAAAAAUUAUGAAGAAAACUUGUGGUUUGUAGAGGAAGACACCAUAUUUGAUAUGCCAAGAUUACUUGUGGACAUGGCUCAAGGUCUUUUACUCUCUCCUCCCCGUUUUGAAGGAGAGUUUUCUAAUGAUCAUUGGAAUCCCUUAGAUAGUAGUGAUUCUGAUAUGUCAUUGUGGAGUUACUAAUUUUUUGAAAAUUUUAUGCACCAUCUCGUAAAUUUUUUUAGGCGCGAAGUGAUAUUUAAAUAAAACUCUCCUGUAGUAUAAUAUUUUUUAA